UUCCAACCUUCAUGAUGUCGUCGAAAUUUCAGUUCUUGGCGUUCAUCGCCGCCGUGUUAAUUAAUGGUACUCAGAGUGCAAAUAUUCUUGCUGUAUUUAGUUGCCCCAGUCCCUCACAUCUGAUAGUGGAAAUUUCAAUGGCCAAGGUGCUGGCUGAGAAUGGGCACAACGUGACAGUGGUUACAUCUAUGAAGCCUCAUGUAACGCAUAAGAAUAUGCAUAUUAUUCAAGUGGAUUUAACCGAAGAGGAGAAUCGAUCAAUGAAGGACACAAUGGCCAAACUGACGGCAAGAGAUAACUCCGAUACAUUGUCAGCCUUAUUUCGAAUGCGGCAACAAUUUGAAUUCAUGUUUAACAAGAACAGAGAUGUCAUGAAGGAUCAACGUGUAAAGGAUCUCUACGAGAACAAGGACAACAAGUUUGACUUGGUGAUGAUUGGAUAUUUCCUGAAUAACUUUCAGAUCGGCAUAGCACAAAAACUAAAGGUGCCCGUUGUGUUGGCAUCUUCAAUGUUUCAAUGGGAAAUAUUUUACAGUACGUUAGGCAAUCCAAGAGAGAUUGCAUACGUGCCAAAUAUUGGAGUAUUUGGUAAAAUUGGCAGCACUUUAACAUUUUCACAGCGCGUUUUCGGCUUGAUUUCAUUUGCGAUACAACGAGUAUUCACCUAUUUCCUGGAAAAAGAUAAUGCUGCGCUUUACUAUGAACUUUAUGGAGAUGAUCCAAAUAUGCCACCAUAUGAGGAAAUCAACAAGAAUGUAUCACUCGUUUUAUUCAACACUCACGGCCUUAGCGAAGGUCCAAUUAGGCCAAAUAUGCCGGGAGUUAUUGAAGUUGGAGGUAUUCAAGUUAAGGAACAACCUGAUCCAUUGCCCAAAGACAUCGCCGAAUUUCUGGAUAAUGCAACAGAUGGCGCUAUUCUUCUGAGUUUGGGAUCCAAUAUUCAGGGCAAAUUUUUAAAGCCCGAAACGGUGCAGAAGAUGUUCAAUGUUUUAUCGAAACUCAAACAACGGAUCAUUUGGAAAUGGGAGGAUCUCAGCAAAACUCCUGGCAAAUCUGCGAAUAUUAUGUACUCCAAGUGGCUACCUCAGGAUGAUAUUCUGGCUCAUCCUAAGAUUGUGCUCUUCAUAAACCAUGCUGGACGUGGCGGCAUUACAGAGUCACAGUAUCACGGAAAACCAAUGUUAUCUCUACCGGUCUUUGGAGAUCAGCCCGCAAAUGCUGAUAAAGUUGUAUUUGAUGAAUUCGGCCUCAGCAUGAGUUUGUUAACACUGGAGGAGAAGCCUUUCCGCGAUAACAUUUUAGAAAUCUUGGAGAACCCAAAGUAUACACAAAAUGUUAAAGCCUUUUCCCAACUGUUUCGAGAUCGUCCGAUGACUGCAAGGCAGACAGUGCUCUACUGGGUCGAAUAUGUACUACGCUAUCAUGGCGCACCUCAUCUACAGAGCCCUCUUCUACAUAUGAGCUUCAUAACAGCGAACAACUUGGACAUUUUCACCAUAUUAUUUGUAGUUUUGAUAGUUGUUGUAUUUGUCAAUGCGCUUAUUUUACGUUUGGUUUACAGAAAGCUAACAGGGAAAUCAAAAAAGAAUGAAAAUACUAAAACCAACAAAUUAAAAACCAAUUAAACAUAGCAAAUUAUGUACAAUAGUGAAUACAAUAAAUUAAUAAGUAGCCAAUUUUACAAA
Molecule: messenger RNA, 1685 nt
Organism: Drosophila nasuta
Lineage: Eukaryota; Metazoa; Arthropoda; Insecta; Diptera; Drosophilidae
Product: UDP-glucosyltransferase 2-like
Exons: 2
Coding region: 12-1625 (537 amino acids)
Molecular function (GO): UDP-glycosyltransferase activity
Source: RefSeq, a predicted model, not a curated record